UGACAAAUCUCCUCUGAACAAAUCUGGCCAAGAAACCUCCCUGAUAGGGUCACCAUAAGUCAGAAAUUACUUCAAGAUACACAACACCACCACACCAACAGAAAUUCAAGAGUACUUCUAAUGACUGCUUAAGUCGUAGAAUAUAUGGCCCAGCUGAGAUGUCAUAUUUCCUGUAAUUUUGAAGUCAGGCAGGGGAAAUCAGUAAUUUCCCCAGGUAAUUGGAACUUCACCUUUUAACUGCCUUAACUUAUUUUGUAGCUUGACAUCAUUGUGCCCAACACCAUUUGAUCACCAUAAUGUCUUUUAAAUGUAAUGCUGUUUCAUCAGCAUCAGUGAACAAUUUUUAAAAUCUCUUUCCUGAACUGUUUCUAUGAGAUUUUUUAUGGUAAUAGCUAGAAUAGAAUGAAAACCUGUAUCCUGAUAUGUUUACUACUAGGUUGCUGUAUGUGCACAUUGUUUGUUUGCUAUAAAAGGAAAGAGUCAAUGGUUAAUGAAAACAAGGGUAUGUUAACUGAUGGGGUUCCUCCACAGGUGUGCAUUUUGGACAGAUCACUCUCUCCUCUCCCCAAAACUCCCCCAGAUAAUAGGAACCCUGUUCACUUGUUAGUCAAGGAUAUCUACUCAACCUUUGAUCAAGGGGAGCAGAGUAGCCUUCUCACUUCUGUCUCUAUUUGUGUUUCCCUCUUACAGAUGAAGGGAGACAAACUGAAAUGGAGAGCCUUUUAUCCAUGGAGGUAGUCACAUUAGUUGAACCUGUACAUUUCCAGGGUCCCAGCUCAUGUGGAGUGCCUCCAUGAAUAUUUGAAGCUCAUCACUGCAGUCUCGUCACCUUUCCUGUAUGGAGAGUGAUGGCAGUGAGGAUGGAGUGCAGGUGGAAGCAUCUGUUCAUGGCAGCAAUGUGCACUGCUCAGAUAAGACAAUUGAGGCAGCAGAAGCCUUGCUUCAUAUGGAAUCACCAACCUGCUUAAGAGAUGCUAGAACGCCUGUGGAAGUUCUUGUCCCACCUUGUGUGUCAACUCCAGAAUUUAUUCAUGCUGCAAUGAGACCAGAUGUGAUUACAGAAACUGUAGUGGAAGUAUCCACAGAGGAGUCUGAACCAAUGGACACAUCACCUAUACCAGCUUCCCCAGAAAUGCAAGAGCCAUUGAAAAAAAAGAAAGCUGGUCGUAAACCAAAGACCCAAGUGCCAUCAGCUAUUACCAGUGCAUCUCCAGACUUGGGUAUAAAGAAAAAACCAAGAGAAGGCAAAGGAAAUACAACCUACUUGUGGGAAUUCCUUUUAGAUCUACUUCAGGACAAAAACACUUGUCCCCGAUAUAUCAAAUGGACUCAACGGGAGAAGGGCAUCUUUAAACUUGUAGAUUCAAAAGCUGUUUCCAAACUAUGGGGAAAACACAAAAACAAACCUGACAUGAACUAUGAAACAAUGGGAAGAGCUCUCAGAUAUUACUAUCAAAGAGGAAUUCUAGCAAAAGUUGAAGGGCAAAGGCUUGUAUACCAGUUUAAGGAGAUGCCUAAAAACAUUGUGGUUAUUGAUGACAAAAGUGAAUGCAGUAGUGAAGACUUAUCAAUCCCCACGGAUGAGAAAUCGUUGGAACGUGUUUCACUGUCUGCAGAAAACUUGUUGAAAGCAGCAACCUCUGCUCGUGCAGGAAAAAAUGCUUCUCAGUUGAAUUGCACUGGAACAGAGAAGCCUGUUACCAGAGUGGUGAAUAUCUCCUCAUCGGGGCACGAAAUCUCACCUUGUUCUCCCCCUGCCACCACUGUCCCAGCAACACCUGCUCCCAGGACUGUUCGUGUGGCCAUGCAAGUGCCUGUUGUAAUGACAUCUCUGGGACAGAAAAUAUCAACUGUUGCAGUGCAGUCCGUAAACACAGGGUCGCCGCUGAUGACCACCACAAGCCCAACAACAGCAGCAACCCCAAAAGUAGUAAUCCAGACAAUCCCUACAGUGAUGCCAGCAUCUGCCGAAAAUGGAGAGAAAAUCACAGUGCAGCCUACAAAAAUAAUCACCAUCCCUGCCACACAACUUGCACAGUGCCAGUUGCAAGCAAAAACUGGUUUGCCUGGGACAGGAAGUAUUAACAUAGUUGGAACACCACUGGCUGUGAGAGCACUUACUCCUGUGUCUAUAGCCCAUGGGACACCAGUAAUGAGACUAUCCAUGCCUGCCCAGCAGGCAGGUAGCCAUACUCCUCCCAGAGUUAUUAGCGCAGUCAUAAAAGGUCCAGAGGUCAAAUCUGAAGCUACAGCUUUAAAACAGGAAGGUGAGAUUAAGACGCUGCAACUUGUGCAAGAAGAAAAGCCAGCAGAUGGAACCAAGACAGUUACCCACGUUGUUGUUGUCAGUACACCCUCAGCCAUCGCCCUCCCUGUCACAGUGAAAACAGAGGGGAUAGUAACGUGUGAGAAAUGAAGAAGAGGCAGCUAUGAACAUUUAAUUGCAGAGACUAUUGUGGGAAUUAAGCAAACUGACAUUUAGGGAGGCAGGGAAAUGAACACAAUCAAGAAAAACAAACAGAUUUUUAAAAAUUGUUAAAAUAGUUAUGCAUAUAUUAGAAACUUACUGGAAAAGAAAUAAUGUCCCAUGUUUCAGUGGGAAUUGAACCACAUCCACACACUGACACAACUGCCUCUUGAAAAAUGGGCAGCUAAUAAAGCUGAUGAAGUAGGAAAAUUCCAAGGACUUGAGGGGGGUGGUGGUUCAAGAUGCUCAUUGCUUUAGCAAGUUACACUAAGACAUGGAACACUAAACUGGUUCUGUGUGGGGUUCUUGGUUGUACGUGUAUUUGGAGGAGGGAUGAGGCUCACUGUUACAAAUGACAAAUCUGAUGCAUUUUAAUGUGCAUACCAGCAAUUACUACUGUGUACUCACAGUAUCCAACUGGUGCUAUGUGAAAAACUCUACUAAGUAUUCUAGAAUGUGAAUAAAAGGAGAGGAUUAAAGAGCUUCUGAAAGAAGAUGAAGAUUGAGAAGGAUUUUUGUAUCAUACAGCUUAAGCAGAUUUUAAAAUGAAAGCCUUAGACUGAUUUUCAGUUAUCUUUCUUGAAAUAAGCUAAUGGCUUGUUUGUGUAAAGCAUUUUUUUAUUAAAGCAAUUUUUAAAAAAUCUUAUACCUAGCACAGUAUUGUUAUAGACUUACAUGUAACAUAUUUUGUACGGUAGUCAAGUCUGUCAGUUUCUUAAUUGUGGGCAAAAUGGCCACAGGGUUGUUUUGGCCUUUUGCUGCACCAGGCUUGAGUCACCCACAUAGCCUCAGCAUCUGUGCAUACAUUUCAGAUUCAGCUUCUACUCUGUCAUUUGAAAGGUCACGCUUGGCAUGAACUCUUGUCAGGUAGUUAAAAAGCCUGUACAUUUUUUAGUUGAAGUUAGAGGGAAGUACCAGUGUUCAGAAUGAACUAUAAUAGUUUGUAUAUUCAACAUUUAAAGUAUAUUCUAU
Sceloporus undulatus (fence lizard) is the source of this 3439-nucleotide messenger RNA. It is a transcript of the gene ELF2, whose product is annotated as E74 like ETS transcription factor 2. Gene Ontology annotation, cellular component: nucleus. NCBI's taxonomy places the organism in Eukaryota, Metazoa, Chordata, Lepidosauria, Squamata, Phrynosomatidae. The coding region runs from base 839 to 2416 and encodes 525 amino acids. Gene Ontology annotation, molecular function: sequence-specific DNA binding; DNA-binding transcription factor activity, RNA polymerase II-specific. The record is from RefSeq and is a predicted model, not a curated record. Gene Ontology annotation, biological process: regulation of transcription by RNA polymerase II; cell differentiation. The transcript has 7 exons.